UAAGGUAAAAUUUGUAUGCCAUUUCAGAUAUUGGGUGUCACAAAUCCUAAAGGCAAAAAACGAUAUAUCGCUGCCGCUUUUCCGAGCGCCUGCGGUAAAACGAAUUUGGCUAUGAUGCAACCUACCUUACCAGGUUACAAGAUUGAAUGUGUAGGAGAUGAUAUUGCAUGGAUGAGAUUUGAUAAUAAAGGAAAUUUACGUGCCAUUAAUCCGGAGAAUGGAUUUUUCGGAGUUGCUCCCGGUACGAGUUCGGCCACGAAUCCUAAUGCUAUGAGAACUAUCUUCAAAAAUACCAUCUUCACUAAUGUAGCGUCUACUAGCGAUGGAGGAGUAUAUUGGGAAGGGAUGGAAAAAGAAGUUGCAGAUAAUAUCAAGGUAUAAAACGAUUCCUGUCUGUC
Messenger RNA from Temnothorax curvispinosus, 398 nucleotides. RefSeq names its product phosphoenolpyruvate carboxykinase, cytosolic [GTP]-like. Gene Ontology annotation, cellular component: cytosol. Bases 16 to 381 code for a protein of 121 amino acids. Gene Ontology annotation, molecular function: manganese ion binding; GTP binding; phosphoenolpyruvate carboxykinase (GTP) activity. The record is from RefSeq and is a predicted model, not a curated record. Gene Ontology annotation, biological process: hepatocyte differentiation; gluconeogenesis; cellular response to glucose stimulus. The transcript has a single exon. NCBI's taxonomy places the organism in Eukaryota, Metazoa, Arthropoda, Insecta, Hymenoptera, Formicidae.